Molecule: messenger RNA, 3450 nt
Organism: Balaenoptera acutorostrata (minke whale)
Lineage: Eukaryota; Metazoa; Chordata; Mammalia; Artiodactyla; Balaenopteridae
Gene: CEP68
Product: centrosomal protein 68
Exons: 6
Coding region: 1272-3281 (669 amino acids)
Source: RefSeq, a predicted model, not a curated record
CUGAGGCAAGUGGGGCUGUAGCUUCACCUAAAGCUGUCCUCUGAGAGUACCUUCCAGCACUGUGUCAGCAUCUUACACGCUUUCCCAGCCUCCAUACGAGGUGGGGAAGUCGGGGAGCUUGGGUGUGAUGAUUUCUGUUUUACAGCUUCACAUGGAGAGUUGGGCCUUGGGGCCAGCAGGGGGCUCUGUCCACAGCAUCUUCUGUUCCUCAAGAGUGUGACUGGUGACCUUUUGAGGAUCAGGGACGCUAUGGCCAAGACCUACUGUCCAGAGGGCUAGGCCAGGGGAGCCCUGACAGGGGGAGCCAUGUCCUGUUUUUGACUCGGUGAUGUGUAGGCUUUACAGGGCCCCUGAGGAGAUGUGGGAAAGGAGGGUCUGGGGCUGUGGGCUCCUGAGGGCUCUUAGACUGUAUCCCCUUGGGACCCAGGGAACCUGGCAGUACCUUAGAGCCCCUAUGGUGGGCAGCACCAUCUCUGGGCAAGGAGAAUUUUGGGGGCCUCCCUGAUGACAGGGCAGCUUCGCCUGAUGGGAGUCACGUGGAGCAUGGAGUCCUGCCUGUGUCUGUGACCUCAGGCAAAUGACUGGAUCUUUCAGGCCCUCAGUAUAGUCGGGAAGGUUACCUGAUGGACCUGUCCCUCCCAUCUCUACGUCCUGUUAUGUUCUGCUUGCCAAGGCCUUUCAUGGGAACGGCUUUGAUCUCUUCCGUGUCAUUGUGGCAUUGACCGCCACAUGCUGCCCCCAGAGCCCCAUCUUGGGAGGAGGUGCUGAGCUGACUGUCUGGGAGAAAACAGAGGCUAGGCCCACCUGCCUGGGGGCUAGGGGCGGUGCAAGGCUUGGGUACCUGAGUCAGAUUCAGUGAGGCUGGCAGCACGUGAACAAAUGCAGAAAUGGGCUGUUUCCUGAGUGCGGGUCUGGUGCUAUUGUAACACUGCUGUUUGUUGAGCUCUCACCCUGUGCUUUUCACCCUUGAGCUCAUUUAAUCUGCAUUUCCUGAGGAAGCGGUCCUACCACUACCCCCGUUUUACAGGUGAGAUAAGUGAGGCUCAAAGUCGUACAUCUGGAAGCUGGCAGCUGGGGCCUGGCCUCAGGUCUGUCUGGUUCCAAAGCCCGUGCCCUUAACCUCUGUGCUGUCCUGCCCGCCUUGGGGGCAGCCUCUUCACCGAGCAUGUUAAAAACCUGAAGUGAAGAGGCUGAGGCGGAUGACUCAUUUUGCCACGCGUCACCGCUGGGCGUGAGCUGAGCCAGGUGGGCUGCCUGACUGCCGGGUUUGGAUGCGAGUCCCGUCAGCGACAGCACGGUUGAGGUUCUGCCCGCCCAGGACACGCUUCUCAAAGAUGGAGGAGACUAGGCUUUCUGCCUCAGAGGAGCUACCUCAGACUCGCACCAUUCCCAGAACCACCGCUCUUUGCUCAGGACAUGAUGCCGACGCUGACAAUGACCCGUCCCCAGUGGAGUCGCCGCAGGUGCUAGCCCGCAGCCCGCAGUCUCACGUCUCGGGGUGCCCGUUCCCGUCAAGGUGGAGGUCCGCCGUGAGCCCAGGUGCCACUGCGCCUCAGUCUUCCAGCUGCAGCGUCUCUGCCUCAUCCCCGGGCAGCAGCCUCCAGGGUCACCAGGAGAAGGCGGAGCCUCAGAGUUGCUCCCUUGCCAAGGUCUCCUCCUCCCUGGAGCUGGCUGUGCCGCCGUCGGCCCCCUCGGUGGUGGGGCUGGGGCCUCGGUUCCAGUGGUCGCCCCAGCCAGUGUCCUCAGGGGGCGAUGCUCCCGGGCUGGGCAGGAGGCGCCUCUCCUUCCAGGCCGAGUACUGGGCCUGCGUGCUGCCGGAUUCCCUGCCUCCCUCCCCUGACCGCCACUCCCCGCUCUGGAGCCCGAAUAAAGAGUAUGAAGACCUGCUGGACUAUACUUACCCCCUCAGGCCCGGGCCUCAGCUCCCAAAACACCUUGACAGCCGCGUGCUGGCUGAGCCUGUCCUGCAGGACUCAGGCGUAGACCUGGAUAGCUUCUCCGUCUCCCCAGCAAGCACUCUGAAGUCACCCACUAAUGUCUCGCACAGUUGCCCACCAGCAGAGGCCGCUGCCCUGCCGUUCUCAGGGCCCAGAGAGCCGAUCUCUAAGCGGUGGCCCUCUGGAGUACCGCAGAAGCAGGGCAGUGUGGGGUUGGCAUCUUGUAGCCCCAUUGCCUCUACCCCCAGAGCCCCAGGCAGUAGGGACACUCCUUGGGAGAGCAGAGAGCCAACCCUGAGGGGCAUGAAGCACUGGCCACCUGUGGGCAAGCACCUUGAGCUGGGCUCUCCCCACCUGAGAACACGGGGCAGAGGGUGGCCCUCACCCAGGCUGGAAAGGGAGAAGGGGGCCAGCCAGGGUAUCGGGCGCUUCGCCUGCACGGAGUCUGGAUGGAAACCACAAGAGGAGGUGGAAAGUGAUGACGAGUAUCUGGCCCUGCCCUCUCGGCUGACGCAGGUGUCUAGCUUGGUUUCGUAUCUGGGUUGCAUUCCCAGCUUGGUGCCCCUGCCCACUGAUGCUGCCGAAGGGCAGGGAUCCCUGGACGUGUCAGACAGUGAUGGGCCAGCUUCCCUCCCGUCGGACUCCAGCCAAAGCCAGCUUCCCUUUGGGGCUGCCCUCAGAGGGUCCCGAAGCCCUGAGGACCACAACCACUGUUUGCUGCGCUCCUUCGUCCGUGCAAGGGGCUCAGCGGGAGAGGGCGGUCUGGUGAGCAGCCAGGCCCUGGGCGUCUCCUCUGGACUGCUGAGAACACGCGCCUCCUUGCCGGCGAUGUUGGACCAGCGGGCAUUCUCGGAUCCAGAUGCCAAAGGGCAGCCUCCCAGGAGAGGAGGAGAGCAGGGAAAAGAGUCGCUCGUGCAGUGUGUGAAGGCAUUUUGCUGUCAGCUGGAAGAGCUGAUCCGCUGGCUGUAUAAUGUAGCAGACGCUGCUGACCACCUGACUGCGUCCAGGUCCAGCCUUACAGGCCUCAAGUCUUCUCUGCAGCUUUACCGGCAAUUUAAGAAAGAUAUAGAUGACCACCAGUCCCUGACGGAGAGCGUCAUACAGAAAGGGGAGAUUCUACUUCAGUGCCUGUUGGAUAAUACCCCAGUGUUGAAGGACAUCCUCGGGAGGCUCUCCAGGCAGCCCAGCGAGCUGGAGAGCCAUGCGGAUCACCUGUAUGACACUAUCUUAGCCUCUCUGGACACACUGGCUGGCUGCACCCUCAUCCCCGACAGCACACCAAUGGCACACAGGAGCGCCAGUGUGCAGGGGAUUAGCCUGGCAUCUUCUCAGGAAGAGAUGUAAUCUGUUAGCCAAAAUCUGGCUAUUGGGAAACUUUCAGAAGUCCUUGUAAGAGCCAUUCAAUACUGAAAUCAAGGGGGAAACUUUCAUGUACUAGCUUUAAAAUGCCUUUCUCUUCGCUUAAGUAAGGGCUGUUGAGUUACUAUUUUUAUUUAAAAUGAAUCCUUCCAAA